This is a messenger RNA of Ilyonectria robusta, 891 nucleotides long. RefSeq lists its product as uncharacterized. NCBI's taxonomy places the organism in Eukaryota, Fungi, Ascomycota, Sordariomycetes, Hypocreales, Nectriaceae. The record is from RefSeq and is a predicted model, not a curated record. The transcript is spliced from 2 exons. The coding region runs from base 1 to 891 and encodes 296 amino acids.
AUGGCGUCCUCUCACCAGGUGGAGUUGCAUCGCAUGCCACACGAAGCCAACAUACGGCACCGCGGAGAAGACUGGGCAGGCAUCACGAACCAGAAGGAGCGAAAGAAACUACAGAAUAGGCUGAAUAAACGAGUUUCAAGGCGGAGAAAAAGAAGAAAUAUCGGCGAUAAUGCAUCCCCAGAUGCCGCUUCCUCCAAUGCCGCUCUCACUCCGAGUCUUCCACAAUCCCCUGCGACAGCCUCUCCACUGGACAGCCUCAUGACGACAUUUAGUCAUUGCUCAGAGGACAACGUUGCGCAGAAGCGAGCUAUUCUCAAACGAUUCGCCGAGCAAGCGCUGACGAGUUAUAUGACGGCCGACCCGUGUGCCGACCACCACCUGAAGCUUAUACAACUCAACACCAUCAAUGGCUUCACAAGAAACGCCGCCGCGCUGGGCUUCAACUUUGACUGGCUAAUCUGCGAGUCCAUCUCUCCUUUUAGCCGGGACGGGCAGAAUGGCAAAUCGGGGACAGCGCGCGCAGCCCCGGUGCCGAGCAGCCUCAUGCCCACGAGCAUGCAAUUGAGAACGCGGCACCACCCGUGGCUUGAUCUGUUUCCGCUGCCCAAAAUGCGCGACAACCUGUUGAUCGCUGCAAGUAUUUUAACGGCCGAGGACGAGCAGCGGCUAUUUGAAGAUGUCAUGGAGUCAGGUGGAGGGAGGAACGAAUGGGCUGGACUCGUGGUUUGGGGGGAGCCCUGGGAUCCUCAAAGCUGGGAAAUAAGCGUUCCUUUUCUACAAAAUUGGGGGUGGCUCUUGAGAGGUUGCCCAGAGAUUAUAGUGUUUACCAAUCACUGGCGGAGUCAGAGAGGCGAAGAGCCGAUUGCGAGUCCAAGUUAUGUCCAAGAGUAG